UGAUAGUACAAGCCAUCCUUUUGAGCGAGAGAUUGAGCGAGACUGCUUGUCAACGUUUCUCCCCUUGUAUUUGCGCAAGAUUCCAGUCUUGUCUGUAGAAGCACAAUCGUUCGACUUGAGACCACACGCGUCGCUAUCCUUUACCCCCUCUCCCUUGAUCAAGGCCAAUCCCGCACUGGGCCGUAGAUUUGAAUAUCCUCGUGUCCGUGCAUCGAACGCCAUUCGAUCAUGGCGGAUGAACCCAGACGAUCAGGCCGUGCCACCAAAGGCCAACAUACGAAGCAUGGCGACAUCCCAGAAGCGCCAGCUGCAAAGCGGGCGAAGGGCUCUGGAAAAUCUAAGGCUGCCAAGCAAACCUCUGCCGAGCCGACUCCCUCCGACGAAGAAGACGAUAAUGCCGUUGUGCGGUGCAUAUGUGGUGCGUCCGAAGAUGAUGGUGGACGGAUGAUGAUUCAAUGCGACAAAUGCGAGGUCUGGCAACAUAAUGAGUGUAUGGAAGUCACAGAGGUCGAGGAAGAUAUGCCAGAUCGAUACCUGUGCGAGCAAUGCGCACCAGACGAUCACAAGGAGCUCUUAGCAAAGGUGGAACGAGGUGAGCGGCCAUGGGAGGAAAGAGAAAAAGAACGGGAACGCGAAGAGGAAGAAAAACGGGCGAGGAGGCGCAAGGGUGGAAAGAAAGGAGGCGCUCGAGGUGGAAGACAGUCAAAAUCCAGCGACGUCAAGUCGGAGGUUAGUGAGGAGAUGAAUGGCAAAAGCACUCCUGAGCAAGAGGAGGCCGCCAAUGGCGAUGAACCAGAAGCAAAAUCGGCAUCUAGCAAGAGGAAGCUUUCGGGUGAUGAUUCUGGCUUCGAGCCUUCGGGAACGCCGGAGAAGGAACCUCAGACCAAAGUGCGAAAAGUAUCUAGCCAAGACGUCAAGCAUGAGAAGCCCACACCACAGCGGCAAGGCUCUGCCUCUGGAGCUGCAGGAGCUGCAGGUGCGACCCCAGCACGGAAGGAUUCCAAGAGUGCUCCAGCUCAAACAGAGAAGGUCAGUGAAGUGGGAGCUCUGCAGGAUGAAGCGCGAAGGAAGAUUGCGGCAGCACUGGCCAAGAUUUUUGGGGAUCUGGUUCGGGAUGCACAAAAGCAGGGCUCUUACAGCCUACCUGCAGGCCAGAGACCUGAAUCUGUAGCCGCUCAGCUUGCUCUUGGCGUAGAACACGCCGUAUUCAUAACCCACUCGGCCGAAGCCAAUGAGGCAUAUCGUACCAAGUGCCGUUCCAUCAUGUUCAACAUCAAAAAGAACCCUGCUCUCCGUGACCGACUCCUGUCAGGCUCACUUAGCUCUGAGGAGUUUUCGCAAAUGUCAACAGACGAAAUGGCUAGUGAAGAACUGCAGCAACGAAAUGCCGAAAUGAAAACACUUGCCGAUAAGCAGCACAUGCUCAUUCAAGAGGAAGGCCCUCGCAUCCGACGGACACACAAGGGUGAAGAAUUAGUUGAAGACGACGAACAACUUGGUGGAUCACAUGAGACCAUUUUCAACCCUGCUGCACCAAGACGACGCGAAAGCCAAAUGGAAACAUCAGAGGCCAAAUCACCGGACCAUUCGCCUGGAGGAAGAUCCGAAAGCCCAGCUACUGUCGAACUCCCAGAAGACGUCGGCGUUACACGUCCAGCGGCGGCAGCACGAAAGCCCCCAAAGCUCGACAUUGGCGCCUCACCAAAAUCCUCCGUGGCGGCACGAAGGUCCUCAUCUGCCUUCAAUAUUCAGGACGUAUGGUCAAGCGUACAAUCACCCGACACCGAAAAGCAGCGGUCACUCUCCAGCGCCCAACCGCCUUCGCGCAAAGUCUCUGAACACCAGCCGGGCUCCAGCUCUGCUGUCGGUGCAGACCCUGAAAUCGAUCAAUUACUCAAGGACGAAGAACCCGAUUCCCCUCCCUACUCUCCUACCGACUAUCACCCUGAGCCAGGCGUUAUUUGGCAAGGCAAAGUGUCCAUGUCGACCAUGGCCGAGUUUUCUGCCAGCGCAAAACACGUUGGCGGUGCAGACCUCAGCAUCAACAUUCCUUGGUCUCAACUGAUUCCCGAGACCCUGAGCGUGGACGGACGAAUCGAUGUCAACCGCGCGAACCAAUAUCUCUGCGGCCUCCGCUGGAGCCAAACUACCGAUGUGUCUGUUCUCGCUCUAACACCAUCUGGUCGGGGUCCCGCCGCACAGGCCGAUUUUGACAAGCUGUUCAACUACUUUAGCGAACGGAAACGCUAUGGCGUUGUGGGCAAGCAUCCCGACCCGGCCGUCAAAGACAUUUACGUCGUGCCGCUGGAUGCAGGCAUGGGCAAGAAACCCGAUUUUGUCGAAAUCCUCGAACACUGCACCAUCGAAGAGCCACGUCCAGAGCGCAUGUUCCUCGUAACAUUUGUCGUUCGGGCCAAUACUACGCCCUCCUCAGCCAGCCAGGCCGGCCACACGAGUUCUUCUUUUGCUCCUCCUCCAGCUGGUACUACUAGCAAAGGCCCCGGUGCCGCUUCUGUCUCAGCUCCCGCCCCGCCUACUCCUACCCCGAUGACCACAGCCGGCGGUGCUCCAGGAAACAAUGUAUAUUCUCCCAUCUCCCACGGACAAGGCUACGGAAACCACAACAAUCACAACCACACAACACCGCCCGUAGCACCACAGGGAGUGAAUAGGACCCCCAGCGUGUCCACCAGCAACGGCACCACGCCCCUCCCGGCACCAGUCCUCUCGCAUACCCCUCCGACGGGCGGAUACCCUCCAUACGGAAGCCCUUAUGCCUCUGCACAUCUGCAAUCGCAGCCACCGCAGCAGCCGUACGGUGCCGGCGCCCCAUUACAACACGGUUAUCCUAGCGUUUCCUACGGUACUACUCCGCCUGUCACCACUGCAGCCGCUACGGCCCCCAUUCCUGUCCCAGCAACAACAUCAACUUCCACUCCUCCAUCCGCAGCUGCAGCCGCAACAAAUCCCGCAGGCCAUGCAUUAGCUGUCCAAAUCCUCGGGCCCUUGGCGGAUACCCCCGUCGUGCACCAUCUCUUGGCCACCGUCCCGACCAUUGGCGCGCCCGAAUUCGGCGUCGUCAAGCAGAUUCUCGAACAAGUACCCGCGGCGAGAAACGACAUUGGUACAUUGACGAGUAUUUUGCAGUCGAGACAGUAAAUCUUCUUUUUCCUUUUCUUUUUUUUUCUUUUUCCAAAAAAAGAAAGGAAAACAUAAAAAGUUAUUUUCUUUGGACGGUUGAUAGGUUUAGAGUUGCAACUUGCCCCUCGGGGGCGGAUCGGAUUGGACUCGGCAGUCACUGGGUUGGACUGAACUGGAUUUUUUCGGAUCGGCGCCGUUGGAUUUUUAUUUUAUUUUUUUUUAUUAUUAUUUGUUUUUCUUCUUUUUUUUCUUUUGUCUUCUCUUCUCCAUCCACGUACCCUUUCAUUCUAGUCUACGUAAUUUUCUUUUC
Molecule: messenger RNA, 3451 nt
Organism: Xylona heveae TC161
Lineage: Eukaryota; Fungi; Ascomycota; Xylonomycetes; Xylonales; Xylonaceae
Product: SPOC-domain-containing protein
Exons: 3
Coding region: 229-3159 (976 amino acids)
Biological process (GO): transcription antitermination; DNA-templated transcription; transcription elongation by RNA polymerase II
Cellular component (GO): nucleus
Molecular function (GO): RNA polymerase II transcription regulatory region sequence-specific DNA binding
Source: RefSeq, a predicted model, not a curated record